Messenger RNA from Geodia barretti, 2360 nucleotides. NCBI's taxonomy places the organism in Eukaryota, Metazoa, Porifera, Demospongiae, Tetractinellida, Geodiidae. The record is from the annotation of a GenBank genome assembly.
AAAGCCUAUUGCUUACCUCGCCCUACGAGCUGCUCCCCUUUAUGGAUCGACCUGUACCUGCUACUGCAGCCCCUACAAGCGAUGAAAUUUUGAGAGACGAUGAUCUUGCCGAGGUCCUACGACAGCUGUUGAAGGCAAAGAACAAGGCCUACGAAUUAGGUCUGGAGUUGAAACUUCCUCAAUAUGAGGUCGAGAGCAUACGCGACACCUAUCAAGACCCGCAAGAGCGGCUCACACGAGUAAUCGAGAAGUUCCUGAAGCAAGCAUGUCCCGAGCCGACCUGGAGGGUCAUUGUCCGUGCUCUCAAGAGUCCGUUAGUCAACAACGCCCAACUCGCUAAGGAAAUAGAAACAGCUCACUUUGCUGAUUCUAUCAUAACAAGGGAAGCUUCAGCUGAUGGUAAAUCCGUAUAUACUAUAUUUAUUAACAUCUGACUGCAUAAUUAUAUGACCUGUCCCAAUGUAUCAGUGGAAUGAACACUCACUCUGGUCACCUAAUAAGUUCUGAUAUCUCUGGAUAACACUCUUUUUGUAGGUCCAGUUAGUGCGGAAAUCGAAAAGACCACCAAAAGAUCAGGGUCACCGGUUCCAUAUCCAAUGACAGUUGAGUAUGUGGAAAAGAAGAUAAAGCAGUUUGAAAGAAGAUUCAAUAAGACACUGAAAUGGGCCACCAGAGAUUGCCUCAAGAAACGUGGUGUUUCUGUAGAGAAAGUUGUUGACGCUCUAGCCGACUUGCCUGCUGAUGAUGUCCCUGAGCACAAGCAAUUCUUAGAGAGCCAACUGAACAUUCUGUACCAAGCAAGUGAUCUAACAGAACUCUUUGGGUCCCUAAACUACAACAUGAACUAUCUCUCAUACCACUUAGUGGAGCACCUAAUUCGGGAGUUUGAUUUAGUCAUCAGAAGUGAAAUGGAGGCCUACAAAGAAGAUUUACGUCAAUUCAGAGAGAAAACACCUCUGAAGCUGUUCCACAAAACACAGAAGAAGAGGCACGUAGAUCCCCCGUCAAAAUUUGAUAAGAUAGUUGCAAAAUUUGAGUGGCCAGAAGAUCGCAAUGACAUUACCCUGGAAGAUGUGGAGAAAUUCCGACAGGAGUAUGCGUACAGCUAUGGCCUCCAUGACUGUGCGAUGAUGCUCUCCGAGAUAUUCCCCAACUGCUUCAUAGUCACCUGGCUGGUCCCCGGCUCAAUAGUCACAAAACUGAAAAGGAAUGUGCCAACAAAUAUGCUUAGGAAGCACUUCGUAAGUGAAUUCACAGUUGCUGGCGAAUGUGUGGCCUACUUUAGUGCACAUAAGAUGCCAACUAACUUACCCCAAAACCUGUCUCUGCCUGAAGAGGAUGGUGUAAGACAAAUGUCAGAUGAUUUGGAGAUGCAUUCACUCGACAACAUACUUUUAGUUACUUCUAUCGCAAAGCUACUCUCAGCAGAAGAAAUCUACCACAUUGCAGAGGUAUGGCUGCAAGGCAAGACUGACAUUAGCAUUUAUAAUCCCACAAAUGACAAUGAGCUUUUUGGACUGAAACUUCUUAUGACAUUAAAGAACAUGGGGAUGUUUUCCUGCACAAAGCUUCAAGGACUACUAGAUAUCAUGAGAUGCAUCAAUCGCUAUGAUUUAAUUGAGAAAGUUGAAUCGUUCAUCAAAGAGAGGGGGGAAAGUCUGGGGGAAAUGUACACCAAGGAGAAAAAAGCUUCCCAAGGAGAACGGCAGCAGUUACACGAGAUUAUGUUAAUGCGUAGUAUGGAAUUAGAACCGCAAAUUAUGGAGCUGCGAGAACCAGACCUUGUGGUUGAUAAAGGCCUUAGAGUCGUGCAGAAGGCAAAGGCUGUCACUCAAAGCCUCACCACUGACCUAAGCCGAGACCGGACCUCUUUGGCUCGCCACCUCAGUGUGACUAGCCCUAUUAGCAGAAGCAAGUUACGACCAGUACUAUCUAUGCCACUUCUGCAACAUUCGGGGAACAGGCCAAUACCAAAACCAAAACCAGCCACACUCGAUCGUGGAGCUGCACCACACAUACCAAAAUCUAAAAAACUGCUCAAAGAAAGUGCCGCCUAUGGAGGUCCUCACUUAACUACUGAAAAGGCAGCCACAGAAGAAGAUGAUGAUCGAACGGGAGACAGUGGAACGGGAGACAGUGGAAUGGGAACUGGAAGCAGUGGAAUGGGAACUGGAUCUGGAAGUAUUCGAGUUGAAGACAGGAAACAUGAUGAUCGAAAAAUUUUCUAUACAACACUCAGCGAAAGAACAAAAGAGACAGAUAACACCUACCAAGAAAUGAGGUUUUAACUUUCUUGAUAGUCUGUAUAUACUGUGUCUAUUAUCUAUGGUGUUAUAUGAUGAUGUAAAGAUGAAACUUAU